Mus pahari (shrew mouse) is the source of this 1662-nucleotide messenger RNA. RefSeq names its product membrane associated ring-CH-type finger 3 (gene Marchf3). Gene Ontology annotation, biological process: protein ubiquitination. The transcript has 5 exons. The coding region runs from base 129 to 890 and encodes 253 amino acids. NCBI's taxonomy places the organism in Eukaryota, Metazoa, Chordata, Mammalia, Rodentia, Muridae. Gene Ontology annotation, molecular function: zinc ion binding; ubiquitin-protein transferase activity. The record is from RefSeq and is a predicted model, not a curated record.
CGGUUCUGGGCAACUUGGGACUGAGGAUCUGCAGCAGGGGCGUGGAUUUGGCGUCUGGACUGGGCCAGGAGGAUGGAAGUCCUCUAUGAAUGUGGAAGCCAUUAACAGAGUAAUUGCUGUCUGUUGCCAUGACAACCAGUCGCUGCAGUCACCUGCCCGAAGUCUUGCCAGACUGCACCAGCUCAGCCGCGCCUGUGGUGAAGACGGUGGAGGAUUGUGGCAGCCUAGUGAAUGGGCAGCCACAGUAUGUCAUGCAAGUUUCAGCCAAGGACGGGCAGCUGCUGUCAACAGUAGUGCGGACUCUUGCCACCCAGAGCCCCUUCAAUGACCGGCCAAUGUGCAGGAUCUGCCAUGAGGGCAGCAGCCAAGAGGACUUACUCUCUCCAUGUGAAUGUACUGGAACCUUGGGGACAAUCCAUCGGAGCUGCCUGGAGCACUGGCUGUCAUCCUCAAAUACCAGCUACUGUGAACUCUGCCACUUCAGGUUUGCAGUGGAGCGCAAACCCAGGCCGUUAGUGGAGUGGCUUAGAAACCCUGGCCCCCAGCAUGAGAAGCGGACUCUGUUUGGAGACAUGGUGUGCUUCUUGUUUAUAACGCCUCUGGCUACCAUCUCAGGCUGGCUGUGCCUGCGGGGGGCCGUGGACCACCUGCACUUUAGUAGUCGGCUGGAAGCCGUCGGACUCAUUGCUCUCACUGUGGCACUCUUCACCAUUUACCUCUUCUGGACACUGGUGUCAUUUAGGUACCACUGUCGAUUGUACAAUGAAUGGCGUCGGACCAAUCAGAGGGUGAUUCUCCUCAUUCCAAAGUCUGUCAACGUACCUUCUAACCAGCAGUCCUUGCUGGGGCUCCACUCAGUCAAGAGGAACUCAAAGGAGACAAUUGUUUGAUGUCUGUGUGGUCAGUUGGUGGACUCGUUGUUUGGGGUUUGGAAGUCUCUGUACUGGGGCCAUGUGCUGAGCCACCCCAAAGCCCAUCCUUUAGUCUUUGGGUCAUCUGGAGCCAUGUUACCACAUUGCCUGAGUGAAGAGCUCGGCCAGAAGGAAACAAUGCUGUUUGACUUCGAAAUCAUGGAUGCUGCACUCAUAUGAUACUUGCUAAGCUGCCAAACAUGUCUAUUUAGCAGAUACUGUAUGGAAUUUUCUGAACACCUCUUGAACAUAUGAGGAAGGUUGUCCUGCUGAGGAUGCGAUUCAAUUCUUCCUUUUUUAUUACUAUCUCAGAUAUAUAUAUAUAUAUAUAUAUAUAAAUAUAUAAUUUAGAUGAUAAUCAAAAUUGGAAAGCCAAUGUACAAACUGGUUUCUUGGUUUGGAUGGGUUUUAUUUGGGUUAGUUUAUUCAUUUCCCCAGUUUCUACUGUGGAUUCUUUGGUGGCUAACUUGAUAGCCUGAGUGGUCUUUUUCAUCUCUUUUAUGUCCCUUAUUCAAAUUGUUCAGCAUAAUUACUGCAGAACAAGUCACAUUGGAAGGGUGUUUUGUACUAAACCUCAUUCAUUUAUUCAGUUUUUAAAGGGAAAAAAGGCGUGGCAGCUCACCACUCGGUGAGCUGUUUAUUUAAAUAUUAAGGAGGAAGCCGGCAGUGAGGAGCUCCCUCCUUCCCACUUGUUUGGUACUGACAGCUGAUAGAAGCUAUUUUCUAAUAAUAAAUAUCUGGUGUGUGAAAG